Molecule: messenger RNA, 307 nt
Organism: Drosophila busckii
Lineage: Eukaryota; Metazoa; Arthropoda; Insecta; Diptera; Drosophilidae
Exons: 2
Coding region: 121-285 (54 amino acids)
Source: RefSeq, a predicted model, not a curated record
ACAAACAGCCGCAUUGUCAAUUUUCUAGCAUAAAUCAUAACAAAAAAAAACUAUAAAAGAACUCAUCAAAUUGUGCAAAGUGCAGCAGCAAUUACUCAUACGCAUUAACCCCAGACCCAGAUGGGCAGUAGCAUCAUCUCACAGCUGGCGCGAAAGUACGGUGCAGUGAUAUUCUUUCCAACUGUUACAGUCGGCUCCAUUUACGCGGAUUGGUCGCAUACACGCGAGUGGAAACGCCAACAGCAGCAAGCAGCACAGAGCGAAGCUCUCAAGAGACAAAGCUAAGAGAAGAUUAUACAUACAAUGG